UUAUAUGAUGAAGACUUCUUCCUCGACUUUUCACCAACCCCACAAGAAUUCAAGCGACCGGAGAGAUGCGAAGUCGUCGGAAGCCACCUUGCGCCGCCCGCCGGAUAAUAUUCCUACUCUGUUCUCUUCUUCUAUCGACAACCGUAACUGCUCGCCCCUUCGUUCUCGUCCUAUCUCAAGACGACCUCAAGGACGGACCCGUUGAUGACUCCACCGAUGAUCCAUCUUCCAUCGCCGAUUGGGACGAGUUCGGCGAAUCGGACGCUAGGUCCGACGAUGAGCUUGAUCCUGGAUCCUGGCGCCUUAUAUUCGAGCCUGAUGAAUCAAUUUCUCACUUGGAUGUUGUUAUCAAUCCCGAACUAGAGGAGUACUACUCAAGCGUUAGGAAGAUGGUUGCUGCCGUGAGCGAUGGCGGUAGCGCAAUGGAGGAUGCCGCUUCGGAGAUUGAAGCGACCGCCGCCACCGGUAAUCCUCACGCGCAGUCGCUGUUAGGGUUUUUGUAUAAUAUGGGAAUGGCGAGGGAGCGUAAUGGUGCCAAGGCUUUCAUGUAUCAUCAUUUUGCCGCUGACUCGGGCAAUAUGCAAUCCAAGUUGGCACUCGCGUAUACGUAUUCUCGCCAAGAUGUAUAUGAUAAAGCAGUUACGUUGUACGCAGAACUAGCUGAAGCCGCUGUUAAUAGUUUUUUAAUUUCAAAAGACUCCCCGGUGAUUGAACCAGUUAGAAUCCAUAAUGGAGCAGAGGAAAACAAAGAGGCUCUCAGGAAAUCCAGAGGGGAGGAGGAUGAGGACUUCCAGAUCUUGGAAUACCAGGCACAGAAAGGAAAUGCUGUAGCCAUGUAUAAGAUUGGGAUAUUUUACUACUUCGGAUUAAGAGGAGUUAGGCGUGAUCAUGUCAAGGCAUUGUCAUGGUUUACGAAGGCUGUGGACAAGGGUGAACCUAGGUCUAUGGAGCUUCUUGGAGAGAUCUAUGCAAGAGGUGCUGGAGUCCAGCGUAACUACACAAAGGCUCUUGAAUGGCUUACUCUAGCAUCCAAACAACAACUUUAUUCAGCUUAUAAUGGGAUGGGAUAUUUAUAUGUCAAGGGUUAUGGAGUAGAACAGAAGAACUAUACCAAAGCGAAAGAAUACUUUGAGAAGGCUGCUGAUAACGAGGAAGCUGGUGGCCAUUACAAUUUGGGUGUAAUGCAUCUUAAAGGAAUUGGGGUGAAGAAAGAUGUGAAGCUAGCUUGUAAAUAUUUCAUAGUAGCAGCUAAUGCAGGUCAACCAAAAGCAUUUUACCAGUUGGCGAAGAUGUUCCACACUGGCAUAGGGCUAAAAAAGAAUCUUCCAAUGGCAACAUCGUUGUACAAACUAGUGGCAGAAAGAGGACCGUGGAAUUCCUUGUCUAGAUGGGCGUUAGAAUCAUACCUAAAAGGUGAAGUGGGAAAGGCAUUCCUAUUAUACUCUCGGAUGGCCGAGUUAGGAUACGAGGUGGCACAAAGUAAUGCCGCCUGGAUUCUUGAUAAGUUUGGAGAAGCGAGCAUGUGCAUGGGAGAAUCAGGGUUAUGCACAGAUGCAGAAAGGCAUCAGCGUGCACAUACGUUAUGGUGGCAAGCUUCUGAGCAGGGUAAUGAACAUGCUGCUUUGCUAAUUGGGGAUGCAUACUACUAUGGCCGGGGUACUGAACGAGAUUAUGAUCGUGCAGCAGAUGCUUACAUGCAUGCAAAAUCCCAAUCAAAUGCUCAAGCCAUGUUUAAUUUGGGAUACAUGCAUGAGCAUGGUCAAGGACUUCCUUUGGAUCUCCAUCUUGCCAAGCGUUACUAUGAUCAAGCUCUAGAAAUUGAUGCUGCUGCAAAAUUGCCUGUAAUGCUGGCCCUCGCUAGCUUGUGGGUACGGAGAAACUAUGCAAAUAGUUUUCUGGUUGAUUUAAUAGAUUCUUUGCCUGGUGUUUACCCAAAAGUGGAAGAAUGGAUCAAGAAUGUGGUAAUGGAGGAAGGAAAUGCAACCAUUCUCACCCUUUUCGUCUGCCUCUUGACCGUUCUUUACCUUCGUGAGCGGCAGCGGCGGCAAGCGGCGGUGGCAGCGGGCGGAUUAGUUCCUCAACCUCAGCCUAACGACAACAAUGGCGUACCCGCCAUUAAUUAAGAUCUCUAAUCCAAAUGGUUUUUUGGUCAUAAGCUUUGUUAUAUCCUUUUAUGGGAUGGUUUAAAGAGGUUUGAUUUUUUUAGACUGUAAAUGUAUUGUUUUUUAUUUAAUUUUAUCAUAAUAUGGAGACUGUAUUUGCAGUAUAAGUUAUAGCAUACCAUUUACAUCUAA
Molecule: messenger RNA, 2294 nt
Organism: Cynara cardunculus var. scolymus (artichoke)
Lineage: Eukaryota; Viridiplantae; Streptophyta; Magnoliopsida; Asterales; Asteraceae
Product: ERAD-associated E3 ubiquitin-protein ligase component HRD3A-like
Exons: 6
Coding region: 66-2123 (685 amino acids)
Molecular function (GO): protein binding
Source: RefSeq, a predicted model, not a curated record